This is a messenger RNA of Mus musculus (house mouse), 3673 nucleotides long. It is a transcript of the gene Muc20, whose product is annotated as mucin 20. Lineage: Eukaryota; Metazoa; Chordata; Mammalia; Rodentia; Muridae. Gene Ontology annotation, biological process: hepatocyte growth factor receptor signaling pathway. Gene Ontology annotation, cellular component: apical plasma membrane; basolateral plasma membrane; microvillus membrane. The transcript is spliced from 4 exons. The record is from RefSeq and is marked validated. Bases 44 to 2110 code for a protein of 688 amino acids.
AGCAGGCAGGUCCGGCAGACAGCGGUGGUCAGGGCCAGGCACGAUGGGCUCUGUCUGGGGCCUGGCUGUGCCCCUCCUUGUCUUCUGCUGGAAGGUUGGCGUCAGUGUGAGCUCUCCAGGUCUCGACAUUAGCAGAUCAGUUCCUUUGGUGACAACCAACAACAUGGAAGUGUCCACCUUCACUCAAAGGGACAGGCCCAGCUCAGAGAGAGCUUUCCAGACCACCAACCUGAUUCAGUAUGUACCUCUAGACACGCAAACUCUCAGCACUGAAUCUGCUUCUAAUGCUUUAAGUGCAACUAGUAUCAGUUCAGAGGUCAAUUCCAGAGACACUCAGACCACCUCUUUUGUAACAAAGACCAGGAAGACACAUACUACCACUCCUGCAGCAUCAUCCCUAGAGGCCCAGACCACCUCUCCUAAUUUGUCAACCCUGAAUAUUCAGAUUACCUCCCCAAUAGCAUCGUCCCUGGAUGCUCAGACCAUUUUUCCUGUAUCAUUAUCCCUGAGUACCCAGACCACUUCUCCUGCACCAUCAUUCCUGGAUACCCAAACCACUUCCCCUGAACCAUCAUCUCUGACCACUUCCCCUGCACCAUCAUCUCUGAUCACUUCUCCUACUCCAUCAUCUCUAACUACAUCCCCUGCACCAUCAUUCCUGGAUACCCAGACCACUUCCCCUGCACCAUCAUCUCUGACCACUUCCCCUGCACCAUCAUCCCUAGAUACCCAGACCAUCUCACCUAUUGAAUUGACCCUAAAGACCCAAACCAUUUCCACUGUAACGGAGACCAGAACGGUUUCAAUAAGAAUACCUUCUGACCUCACGGUUAUGCACACCAUCCCUACAGAGACAUUGGCACCAAGCAACAGCCCCAGAACUGGGAUGAGCACUGUCCAAACUGGCACAGUGUGGGACUCCAUAGAAGCCGUCUUUGACACCCUUUGUACCGAUGACAGCUCUGAAGAGGCAAGGAAGAUCACAGUUGACCUCCUGACGUUGGCACACACCUCCACGGAAGUGGAGUACCUGUCUUCAGAGAGCAGCUCUUCCUCUGACAGUUCAGCUGGGGUCCUCAGCAGCUCACGAGUCCUGGGACCCGACAGUGCAACUCCAGCCAAGGGGUUGGUUGCCUUCAACAUCACUCAUAUUAAACUCAGCAACUGCAUCACAGAAAUAGAAACAACCAUCACCAUCUCUGGGGCCCCAGGCGCGAGCCUCAGCCCUACAGAAGCGACGGCAGCUUUGUUCACUUCUGAGAUAUUAACUUUGCCUCCACCCACUGAGGCAAAACCAAUUUUCCCCGAGACCACAAGCUUAUCUGGGAUCCUGUCAACUGCUGGCACCCCGGCCCUUGCCACCACCCUUGAGGGGACAGUCUCCACUAGUGCAAUCACAGAAAGCGAAACAGCAGUGGCCCAGACUCUUACCUCUGUUGGAACUUCGGUGACAGUUAGAAGGAACCCCCUGGAAAACACUUCAACACUCUCUAUUGAGACACAAAGCCACACUGAGGUCUUGGGCACCAUCACAGUCCCCAUGGUUGCUGGAUCAACAAUGGGAGAAGCAGCCUCCUUCGUGAGUUUCACGGCUCUCGACAGCAGCAGUCUCUCAGUGGUGGUCACCACCGAGAGCUCUGCUACCUCAGAGACUUUAACCACAGGCAAUACAACCAACAGCUCCUUCCUCACAGAGAGCCACCCUCCUUUUUCUAUCUAUUCAACUACAGCUAGCACCAGCAAAAACCCAAACAUCACCUUAACCAAGACCACAGCCUCACCAAAGCCCCCGACGCAUCCUACAACAUCUGCAUCCACUGCUUGGAUAAGGAAAACCACAAAACAUGAUCCAGGUGAAGAUGGAGGCUUCCUCCUUGUACGGCUGACCGUGGCCUCCCCUAAGGACCUCACUGAGCACAACGCCAGAGAGAAGCUGAUGAACCAGAUAGUGACUCACGAGCCAUCUGGUCCUGGACAUCUGCCCUCGAGAUGGGGAAGAAGUGGACGUCCUUCCUGGCUUCUCCACUCCUCUUCUGCCUCUCCUGCCGAGCCUGCAGGAGGAAGGCCUCCAUCACGGCGCCUAUCAGCUGGUUGUUCAGAUAGUGGAUGAGCGGGCCCCUGGGACGGUACUUGAAGUGGGAGGUGACCUUCCAGUGAUGAAUGGACUUGCUCGAGGGCUGUGCUCCGGGAGAGCUGUAUGGAAGGGGUACAGUGGGGGGUUUGAGGAGCAGGAGAGAGGGAGAGGGGAGCCAUGGGGGACAGCUUCACUUACGUUCGUAUCAGUUCCACUAAGCUGUUGGAGAAAAAAGCCCGCAUGUCCAGGUUCUCUAGUAUGUUCGCCACCUACAAUGGAGGAAGAUGGGGGAUGGGAGGAUAUAGGCCUAAUGAGGAUUAGAGAGGUCUCUCCCAAUUUUGAAUGUGGGGCCUAGAUUGCUCUUUUCAUUCCCACACCCAGGCUCAGGUCAGUGACUGACCUGGGUCCUUGCUUAAUAAAUAUUCAGUGGGUGAAGAAUGUGGCAUUCUUCCCUUCUGCCAUAAUGUUGCCAGGGGAACAUGUGAGACGAACAUCUCUGCUCCAUCUCUGAUCCCAGUCCACCCUCAUAUGUACCAAACACAAACUCUUCAGCUAAGCCCUAGAGAUGUCCAGGUGCCAGGAAUGUCACCUGUUAUAUCCAAAGAGCCUUUGGUCAAGGGCAGCAGAUGAAUGUCAUCAGACCUGAUUCGUUGGGAUUUAAUGUCUCUGGCAGUCAGGGUAUUAAUAGUAAUAAUCACUUUGAAUUAUGCCUGUUGUGUUUCAGUACUAAGUGCUUUACACUAUUAUCAUUUAAAUCUUAAUACAACCUACUGACCGGUACUACUUACUAUCGUCCACUUUUAUAUACAAAGUUGAUAUAAAUAACUUGUUUAAUUAUUGCUCCUGCUCUAGAGAGAGGCAGGGUAGAGUUUCAGGUUCCUGUGUAUAGGAGUCUAGAGGUCCUGCCAUUCACCAAUCUGGCUACUUUGCUUAAUGGGGAUAUAGACGAGGUCAUGGUAUCAGAGGGGUCCCUGUGCCCUUUGGGGAAUCAGGGAGGAGGUGACUUCUGCCAUAUAGCAGCCAGAGAGUGCGAAUCAUGAGGAGUACCCAGAGGGACAGACUGGAGUGACGUGCCACCCGAGAUUCUUCUCAGGGCAAGCUGGUGAUUCUAACACAUUCUGUGGUCUCUAAUCCUGAAGCUUCCUGGCAUCCUAGGCCCUUGAACGACCCCUGGGCAAGAGGCUCCCCCUCUUUGGGAAAUUAAGGUAGCUGAAGGAUGUGUAAGCUACUGCAAGGUCCCUGGGAGACCCUUUCAAGAUCCACUUCCCACUGGGAGCCCAGCACUGACCGAGGCGUUGACGUCAGCGGCGGAGGCAUUUUCAUCCUCCCUGAGAGAGAGCACGAUGGUCCUUAAGGGAAGCUCUGGAGAUAAAGAAGACCCAUCUCAGACCCAGAGGGUUCCCAGACUUAUCCAACUUCUAUCCUGUGCGGCUCAGAGAGACAGCUCCAUCCACCAUGGCAAGGUCACUGAAAGCCAGCGCCCCGCUGCUCCUGUGCUGGCCAGGCCGUCUGUGUAAACGUGAGCUUUUCUACCCAGCCGCUUUAUUUCCUGAAAUAACAACUCUGAGACUGAACUAUUAUCAAUAAAUUCUUAGGCCG